Messenger RNA from Miscanthus lutarioriparius, 1608 nucleotides. The record is from the annotation of a GenBank genome assembly. NCBI's taxonomy places the organism in Eukaryota, Viridiplantae, Streptophyta, Magnoliopsida, Poales, Poaceae.
AUGGCCAUGGCUUACCUCCCCAUUUUCGUGUUCUUGUUCAUGGCUGUCUUAUGCCAAUCCGAUGACAGGCUAACACCUGCAAAGCCACUCUUGCCCAGCGAGGUGCUCGUCUCAGACGGUGGUGUCUUUGCUCUUGGCUUCUUCUCCCUGAAGAACUCUUCAAGCUCAUAUGUCGGAAUAUGGUACAACAACAUCCCCAAGCGCACAUACGUGUGGAUUGCCAACCGCGACAACCCAAUUACCGCCAAUGUGCCUGGGAAGCUAGUUUUUACCAACAGUUCUGACCUUGUCUUGUUAGACUCCACAGGCCGCACGAUCUGGAUGACGACAAACAACAGCACCGCAGGAGGCGGUGAAACUGCUUCCAUCCUGCUCGACUCGGGGAACUUGGUUAUCCGUUCGCCAAAUGGCACUGACAUAUGGGAGAGCUUCAAUUACCCGACUGACACAGUUGUCCCCAAUCCAUACUGGAGAAGAGCCGCAUGGGGUGGUGAAUUGGUACAUGGCAUAUUCCAAAACAACACAAGCUUCAUGAUGUACCAAACAAUUGUCGAUACAGGAAACGGGUAUUAUCUGCAACUGACUGUGCCUGAUGGCUCACCGAGUAUACGCUUAACUUUGGAUUACACAGGCAUGUUCACUUUCCGAAGAUGGAACAACAACACGUCUUCGUGGAUAAUCUUCAACCAAUUCCCCAAUCCAUCCUGUGACAGGUAUGCCUCUUGUGGCCCAUUUGGCUACUGCGAUGCCACAGAAUCUGUUCCAGCAUGCAAGUGCCUUGAUGGGUUUGAGCCCAAUGGUCUUGAUUUUUCCAAAGGAUGUCGGAGAAAGGAUGAGCUGAAAUGUAGUGAUAGAGAUAGAUUCUUAACCUUACCCACCAUGAGAACUCCUGAUAAGUUCUUAUACAUCAAGCACAGAAGCUUCGACCAGUGCACUGCAGAGUGUAGUCACAACUGCUCAUGCACAGCAUAUGCUUAUGCUAACCUGCAAAAUAUUGACACGACGCUGGAUCGGUCGAGGUGCUUGGUUUGGAUGGGGGAACUUGUCGAUAUGGAGAAAUUUAAUAACGAUUUUGGUGAGAACCUGUAUCUUCGGAGUCCCAGCUCACCUGUUAGUAAGAAGAAGAGCAUUGUAUUGAAGAUUGUACUCCCGGUUAUGGCUAGUUUGCUUCUUCUAAUAACAUGUACAUGGCUUGUAUUCAAGUCAAAAGGCAAACACAAAAGCAAGAAAAGUCAGUAUACACUGCCACACUUGGAUGCUUCCAACAGGUUUGAGAACGAAAACUUGGAAUUUCCAUCAAUUGCCUUAGAAGACAUCAUCAUUGCGACAAACAACUUCUCUGAUUAUAACAUGCUUGGAAAAGGUGGCUUCGGAAAAGUUUACAAGGCAAUGUUGGAAGGUGGCAAGGAAGUAGCUGUCAAAAGGCUCAGUAAAGGUUCUACACAGGGGGUCGAGGAAUUUAGAAAUGAAGUAGUUCUGAUUGCCAAACUGCAGCACAGAAACUUAGUUAAACUUCUUGGUUGCUGUAUUCAUGAAGAUGAGAAGUUACUGAUAUAUGAAUACUUACCAAACAAAAGCCUGGAUGCCUUCCUUUUUGGUACGUUCUGA